AUGUCUUCUUUCACCAGUCUAGAUGCUGCCGGUCAGCCUUCGAUUCUUAAUGACAUGACAUUUGGGAUUGAGCUUGAGUUCUUGUCUUAUACACCACGCAAGGUCAGAGAUGGUCCCAGAGGUCAUCUCACGAGGGCCCUCCAGACACCCGUCACUCUCCUCUGUAAAAACUGUAACAAGGAACACGCGUGGAAGUUGCCACUUGAGAGAAUUGUUUCUGGCAAUCCUCCUCCCUUUUCUGCUUGGAAAAUGAUGCGUGACGGUACAGUCAACCCCAGCGCCGACGAAAAAGUCAACGAGCCCAGAAAGUCGCAUUUCUACCAGAUGGAGCUUAUAUCUCGAAUCAUGAACUUUUCCAAGCCCACGCCUUCUNUUCCCCCUCAAUCAUACCCCUGCACCGGUGAGCCAUUCGAGUGGGACGCUUAUACUGAGAUCAGCGUUUUCAUGCAGAGAGUCCACGAAGCCUUUCCCGGGCAUGGUUAUUGUAUCGCUAACAACAAAAACACUGGGCUCCACAUUCACUUCAGCAAUGAUAAGAAUCAGCCACCUGUAAAGACCUCAUUGGGUAUGUUUGCUGUCUUUACUGCUCUCGAGCGUCACUUUGAUCAGCUUUUGCCGGCUUCCAGAAACUGCAUUAUGCCCUUUGAGGGUGUCACGCCUGGCAUAAUUAGAUCAAACCCUGUAUACAAAUACGUUCAAGGCGACAGCGAUUGGGUCGGCAGCGGUUCUAGGGCAUUCCUUGAAAGCAUUCGUUCUACUGUCAAGAAAGCUAUCAAAGACGAUCCUAAAUUCAACCGUUUCACUAUCACCGAUGAGCUGCAGAGUUGCAAUCCUCCAUCUUGGCUUGAUACCAUCUCGAAAUAUGAUGACGUCGAAGCAUUCUUGGAUUCCUGGCCUGCCAAAGAUAGCAUGGGUCAGACUCUAGCGUACAGAACUAUGGCCGUCAAUCUUCAGAACCUGAAGUCGAGUAUUGGAAAGACUACAAUCGAGAUCAGAGCAGCUCCGGGUUCUCUUGAUUUCUCCGAAGUUUGGCAAUGGUCUCAAUUCAUGGGUAAGCUUAUGUUAUGGCUCUCGACUCCUGGCAUUGAUCACAACAAAAUCAUUCUCGACAUUUGGGCCAACGGUACUAUCAUUGACCUACUCAAGCAAAUUGCCGUUUCACAGGAUACCAUCGACUACUACACCGAACGUCUCACUCCUGACUGGGCUAUUAGUCGUCACGCUCGUCUGACUUCAACCAUCGGAGAGACCGACCCUUUCAGAAGCUUCCUCAUCUCUGUCGAGAAUAAUCGUCUGGCAGACUAUCGUACCGAAGCCGUCGAGUCAAAGAUAUUGCAGAAACUUGGGAGCGGUUACUAUGGUCAAAUCCCUGAUGCCCUAUACAAAACUUUGCCGGCCGAAGUCCAAAACCACCCUCACAACUUCUUGAACAUGGACACCUGCGACUACGGACUUUUCACUGACAGCGUUAUAGCCGAUGCAGCACCUGUUGUCAUCUCACAUCCUUCACCCGCUUACUCAUGGGCCAAUGACCCUUGUAACAGCUCCAACACCAACUUUGGUCAGACUGCUGGUAUGUUCUUCUCACCUGAUAGCUUCAACGUACCUCCCCCGCCCGGUCUUGAUGACCCUUUUACAACUUCUUCCGAUCCUGCUCCAUCAGGAACUUCUAGAUACCCGACAACUGUUGAUGGAUCCAAUGCACGUUCACCUGUCUCUGACGGUUCUGAAGAAUUCCCUUUUCGUAGUACUGAUGGGCAGAGUCAGACUUUUGCUACUGCUGCUCCUGAAGGUGGGUUUCCUGAUACGCGUCCUGAGUCGCCUGAUAAUAUCGAUGAUGAUGAUAUGUAA
Molecule: messenger RNA, 1851 nt
Organism: Aureobasidium vineae
Lineage: Eukaryota; Fungi; Ascomycota; Dothideomycetes; Dothideales; Saccotheciaceae
Source: the annotation of a GenBank genome assembly